Messenger RNA from Talaromyces proteolyticus, 468 nucleotides. Its product is annotated as putative nuclear transport factor 2 domain protein. Gene Ontology annotation, biological process: protein import into nucleus. The record is from RefSeq and is a predicted model, not a curated record. The transcript has 2 exons. NCBI's taxonomy places the organism in Eukaryota, Fungi, Ascomycota, Eurotiomycetes, Eurotiales, Trichocomaceae. The coding region runs from base 1 to 468 and encodes 155 amino acids. Gene Ontology annotation, cellular component: nuclear pore central transport channel.
AUGGCAGUUCCCAAAGACGACCUCCUGACCAAAGUGUCUACAGAAGGCGCCACUGACUUCGUACAAUCAUAUCACUCGGCGCUUUCAACAAACAAGAAAUCAAUAGCCAGCUUCUACAGCGCGACUCCCACAAACAUCCUCUUCAACGGAAACGUCAUUGCAGACGGCGCCGCAGUGGAAGAAAUUUUUACGAACCAACUACCCUCCGCCCGCUACGAUAUCAAUUCCUUCGACAGCCAGAUCAUCAACAAGGCGUAUCCCACGACGACGCCUGGAAACAACGCCACGGCAAAUGCGAAAAAUGUCUCUAUGUUGGUCGUGGUCAGUGGGUCGGUGCAGUACGGCGCGAAAGACUCUCAGCAGCAUGGGUUUAGCGAGACAUUCGUCCUGAUUCCGAAUGUGGAGAGUAAGGAGAAGAAUAAGAAGGAUUGGAUUAUUCAAAGCCAGAACUUUCGGCUGGUUGCUUGA